AUGUCCCAAGAGAUCAUGGAGGUCCGUGUGUGCGCGGGCAGCGCCAUGCGCUCGCAGGCGCCAUCGGUCCGCAGAGCGCAGAGCACAGGGCACGCGAGCUGGCCAGGUCAUGGUGUCCGGGCGCCCGCCUUCAGGCCGCCCGGCGGCAGGCUGCUGCGUUCCGAGCCCGAGUCGCUCGGACUGCGCCGCCCCUUCUCGGACGUGACGGCGGGCACGGGCUGGGGCGUUCGGUCAGUCGCGCGCGGGGCGGGAGCGGGAGGCAGAUGCACGCUGACUUACCUGCAUGAGGACGGUGGCGUCCGAGAACGACGACGCCUGGGAGUCUGCGCGCCGGGGUUCUCGGCGGCGCCCGCCCCUUCUUCGGCCGCCGGACGUGCGCGCACGGGCGCGCUCCGCGCGUUCUCUGCGGCGGCGGCGCUGGCGGAUGUUCACGUAACACACGGUCGCGAGCACGCUGAGGGGAAUUUGCAAUUAUUGGCUGUGGGACCACCCACCGAGAAUCACCACGACGGCAGCGACCCAUGCGGAGCUCUGGGGCGCGUCGGACACGCCAUCGUCCGGGUAGCUGUCGCUGCAGGGAUACAUGUGGAGCGGAGCGGCGGCCGCGAGGGUGGCGUGGAACGCCACAAUGGCUGCGGAGAAGGCGAGUAUUGGCAUCGCCGAGGUCGUGCGGAUACCGUGAGGGCGAGGACGCAACGCACUAGGGGAGCAGAAGGAGGCUGCAGCGAGCACAAGCGGCGAGGGCGAGAAGAGCAUUAUAAGAUAUGGAGGUGUGCCAAGGAUGGGGGCCAGCGCCCCGGAGCGAGCUUGGCAGGCCAAGAGAGUUGCCUGCUCUCAGCUCAGAGUCUCCCGUCAGACGGCUGUCAGACGGGUCCCACUGCGCACACAAAGUCAAACGGAUGCUUUUACUGCACACUUGCGGACAUUGCCUCGCCGCCGCUUGUACGGGACAGACGGCGGGGGCUGGACACGGCAGUCGGGCCAUAG
Postia placenta MAD-698-R-SB12 is the source of this 987-nucleotide messenger RNA. RefSeq lists its product as hypothetical. NCBI's taxonomy places the organism in Eukaryota, Fungi, Basidiomycota, Agaricomycetes, Polyporales, Adustoporiaceae. The record is from RefSeq and is a predicted model, not a curated record. Bases 1 to 987 code for a protein of 328 amino acids. The transcript is spliced from 3 exons.